AUGUACGGACAACAAGCUCUCCUAUGCCUCGCUGGCAUCCCCUUGAUCCAGGCUCUACCUCCACCCUCUGCUGGACGGGAAAAGUUCGACUUGGACUCGACCAAAUACAUGCUCGCCUUCGGGGACUCCUACACCUACAUCCAAGGGACACACGGCCACCAAAACUACAGCUUCAUCGGAGACCAACUAAACUUCGCGUACGACGCGCACACGCUGCUCAGCAACAAGAUCGUCCAAAACCAGACCGGCACCGCAGAAGGCGGUCCCAACUGGGUCGAAUUCCUCACAGGAUGCGGUGCGAACGAAGGCCUGACCUCGCCAUUGAGCUGUGACCGACAACUCUGGGAUUUCGUCUACGCAGGCGCCGACAUCUCCCACACCCCUCCACCACAAACUAUACCAUCUCUCUUGGGUCACCAAAUCAUCCAGUAUAAGGACUACGGGUCAUCCCAUCCUCAAAUGCAUCGUCAAACCCGGUGCAAAACCCUCGUCGCGAUCUGUAUCGGCAUCAACGACAUCAACGACAGCGCCAAAUACGCCGUGCACUUCCCAACCUUCUACAACGACCUGAUCGCCACGCUCUUCGACUCCGUGCGCCAGCUGCACACCCUCGGCUACCGCUCCUACCUCUUUAUGAACCUGCCCCCGCUCGACCGCACCGAGCGCAACCAGCAAGCCGCCGUCCCAAGCCCCAACGCCACCCAGAUCGCGUGGUUCAACGCCGCCCUGCAGCAGCAUGCGCACCGCUUUGCGCAGUCCCACCCGCGCGCCAGCGUCAUGGUGUACGAUGCCCACGCUGUGCUGGCUGAUAUGAUGGAUCAUCCUGCGCAGUAUGGCAUCGUCAACACGACACACUUUUGUCGCGGGUAUGACCAGCCCGAUAUCGCGUGGAACUAUCAGGCCUAUGGGUGUCCCACGCCCGUGGAUACGUACUUUUGGUUCAAUUCGGGGCAUCUGACGAGCCAUGUGCAUAAAAAGCUCGCGGAGGCUCUGGGGGAGACUCUGGCUGGUUGGACGGGCUAG
Aspergillus terreus NIH2624 is the source of this 1023-nucleotide messenger RNA. Its product is annotated as SGNH/GDSL hydrolase family protein. Lineage: Eukaryota; Fungi; Ascomycota; Eurotiomycetes; Eurotiales; Aspergillaceae. Bases 1 to 1023 code for a protein of 340 amino acids. The transcript is spliced from 4 exons. Gene Ontology annotation, molecular function: hydrolase activity, acting on ester bonds. The record is from RefSeq and is a predicted model, not a curated record.